AUGGAUCGUCUCUUUGCGGGGAUUACCCCGAAGAAGCAGGAAUGGGUGGUCCGGAUGGCAGCGCUGAGUCUGGCAGCCAUUGUUGCUUUUCUCCUUCGCCUCUUUGCGGUCAUUAGAUACGAAUCGGUCAUCCACGAAUAUGAUCCCUAUUUCAACUACAGAACAACGCAAUACCUGACGGAGAAUGGAUAUUACAAUUUCCACAAUUGGUUCGAUGAAAAGGCUUGGUAUCCACUGGGCAGGAUUAUCGGAGGCACAAUUUACCCUGGCUUGAUGGUCACGUCACUGGCGAUUUUCCGUGUCAUGCAUGCUCUACACCUUACGAUUCAUAUUCGCGAGGUCUGCGUGUUCCUGGCGCCCUUCUUUUCAUCUCUGACUACCAUUGUGACGUACCUGCUUGCGAAGGAACUCUCGACCACCGGCGCUGGGCUAUUUGCUGCUGCUUUCGUAGCGAUCGUCCCAGGAUAUAUUUCGCGAUCGGUUGCGGGCUCGUACGACAACGAAGGAAUUGCCAUCUUCCUCAUGCUCCUAACCUACUAUCUUUGGAUUCGUGCUAUCAAGACCGGCUCCGUCUAUGAAGCUGCAAAGUGCGCAUUUGCCUACUUCUACAUGGUGACUUCAUGGGGCGGUUAUGUGUUUCUGAUCAACCUUAUCCCACUGCACAUCUUUGCCCUGAUUGUGGUUGGCCGUUUUAACGACAAACACUACGUCGCCUACAACACGGUAUAUACUAUCGGAACAAUCUUGUCCAUGCAAGUGCCGUUCGUUGGUUUCCAGCCGAUCCUUACUUCUGAGCAUAUGGCGGCUCUUGGUGUCUUUGGACUCUGCCAACUCGUCGCCUUCUCCAAUUACAUCAAGAAAUCCGUGUCUACCAAUGAGUACCGUGUUUUGAUGCGCGCUAUCAUCUUCUUGUUUGGCGCAGUCUGCUACUUGGCAAUCAUGGUGGCCGUCUUUUUCGAGAAAGUGGCGCCUUGGACUGGUCGCUUUUAUUCACUACUGGAUCCCGCUUAUGCAAAAAACAACAUUCCGAUCAUUGCGUCCGUCUCUGAGCACCAACCGACAGCCUGGGGUUCUUACUACUUCGAUCUGCACUAUCUCUGCAUGCUCUUCCCUGCAGGAUUAUACCACUGCUUCCGGAAUAUCUCGGACCAUAAUAUCUUCGUUAUCCUAUAUGCGCUGACGUCUAUUUACUUCUCAGGUGUAAUGGUCCGUUUGAUGCUGGUUUUGGCUCCAGUAAUGUGCAUCAUUGGCGGAAUUGCUUUGAAUGCGGCGUUGUCUCCUGCUAUGAAGGCUCUUCAUGAAACCGAAAAGCCGGCUGUGGGAAAGAAGGCUCAAGAAAAGGCGCAACAAAACCCUUUCAAGGAAUACAUUUCCCUUCUGAUUGGCGGUGGCAUUAUGUUGUUCUCCAUUUCGUAUGUAACUCACUGUACAUGGGUGGCUGCCGAGGCCUACAGCAGUCCAUCGAUUGUUCUGGGAUCUCGCAAGGGCUUUAUGCUGGAUGAUUAUCGCGAGGCUUACUCGUGGCUCCGCGAGAACACGCCGGAGGAUUCCAAGAUCAUGUCCUGGUGGGACUACGGAUACCAACUUUCUGCCAUGGCCAACCGCACAGUCAUUGUGGACAACAAUACCUGGAAUAACACUCACAUCUCUAGGGUUGGCCAAGCGAUGGCAUCGAAUGAAUCACAUGCGAUCGAGAUCAUGCGGCAACUUGAUGUUGAUUACGUGCUCGUCGUCUUUGGCGGAAUGGUUGGCUAUUCCAGUGAUGACAUCAACAAGUUCCUUUGGAUGGUUAGAAUUGGUGGCUCCACUCCGGAAGGGCAACAUAUCGCUGAAACCGAUUACUAUUCAAAGGACGGAGCCUAUAGCGUCGGCAAAGAUGCGUCGCACACGAUGACGGAUUCGGUGAUGUAUAAGCUCAGCUAUUAUCGCUUCGGAAACGUAGUCACUGAGCCGAGACAAGAACCAGGCUAUGAUCGCGUCCGUAACGAGGUCAUCGGCAAAAAGGAUAUCACCCUGGAUACGAUGGAAGAAGCCUACACGAGUGAACAUUGGAUCGUCCGCAUUUAUCGGAAAGGGGAUCGAAUCCUCGGUCGAACAUCUAAAACGGUUGAUGCGGUGGCCUUGUAUUUGUCAUGCCUCCAACUGGGCGCCGUCUACGUGCCAUUGAACCCUGCGAACACUUUAGAAGAAACGGAACAUUAUAUAAAGGACUCUGAGCCAACGCUAUUCGUUACGUCGCAGCUUGAUGGUGACAGGAAAUUCAUGAAUGAUUCGAUUAGCGUGGUGGAUGAGAAACAGCUGAAGACACAGGCUUCCGCAAAACAAGCUUGUACGGAUAUAGAAUCGGUGGAUCAUGACGAUAUCGCCAGCCUCUGUUAUACAUCGGGCACAACUGGUAAGCCAAAGGGCGCGAUGCUCACUCAUCGGUCAUUGGCAUCAAAUGCCGAAACACUUGUUGAUAUUUGGAAAUUUAGCGAAAAUGACCGGUUGCUACAUAUGCUGCCGUUCUAUCACGUACAUGGAUUAUUUCUGUCCUUGUCGUGCUCACUUUUCUCCCACUCUUCCGUCAACUGGAGAAGCAAGUUUGAUGCGAUCGACUGCAUGAAACAACUGAAGAAUAGCACCGUGAUGAGUGGAGUGCCGACUUUUUAUAGCCGCCUUCUGCAAGACUCUUCUUUCAACAGGGCUUCGGUUCCAAGUCAUCUUCGACUUUUUAUUUCGGGCUCUGCUCCGCUAUCCCUUGCAACAUGGGAAGAAUUUGAGAAGCGUACAGGGCACCGCAUUUUGGAACGAUACGGGAUGACGGAAGGGCUGGUAAUCUGCUCAAAUCUGUAUGAAAAAGAAGGAAGGAUUCCGGGCUCCGUUGGGAAGCCAAUUCCUGGAACAAAGCUGCGACUCAAUUCGGAGGGUGGGAUCGAGAUCCAGUCGCCCUCUCUAUUCCGCGGCUAUUGGCGUAAUCCGGCCAAGACGAAAGAAGACAUGACCGAUGACGAAUUCUUUAUUACGGGAGAUGUUGGUGACAUUGAUGAGAAAGGCUUCGUGCGAAUAUUGGGUCGCUCCAAGGAUCUGGUCAUAUCUGGCGGAAUGAAUAUUUACCCGAAAGAGAUCGAAGAUGUUACGGAUAAACUUGAUGGGGUUGCUGAAAGCGCUUUUAUUGGAGUGCCUCAUAAGGAUUUUGGCGAGGCGCUGGUCGGCGUUGUGGCACUAGAGAAUGGCGUGACCAAGGAUCCGAAGGCCAUGAUCGCUGAGUUGAAGGAACAUUUGGCGGGUUAUAAGAUUCCCAAGCAAAUCAUCUUCGUCCCAACCCUCCCCCGCAACGCUAUGGCCAAAGUCCAGAAGAAAGAGCUGCGCGAGCAGUUUAAAAAUCUAUUUCUG
Messenger RNA from Mesorhabditis spiculigera, 3375 nucleotides. The record is from the annotation of a GenBank genome assembly. NCBI's taxonomy places the organism in Eukaryota, Metazoa, Nematoda, Chromadorea, Rhabditida, Rhabditidae.